GGUUCCUCGAACCGUGAACUCGCAACGAACGAUAGAAAGAUCAUUAGAGAGUUGGAUGCGGCCUCCAACUUUUCCAGACACCAUCAUGACAAGAGAUCUCACACCUAGAUUGCUACGCACUUCUGGAUAGAAUGGCAUAACUCCAAACCGAAGCGUGCAAUGUUUCCGACCUCAUCCGAGAGCAAGAGACGAAGACAAAGAAACGAGAGCGCAACAACAACACAACGACGGGCAUCUACCCGAGGCUCUUCCGAGAGAGACGGCAUCAACGACGAGUCGGCUUUCUCUCUGAUCUAACAGCACCGGAUUGACCCAAAACAAUCAUGCCCCGCCUCUCCGCCGGCGACGCGGACACAGUCGCCGCCGCCUGCGGAGUCGACGGCAGCGAUUCCUGCUCGCCUUCCUCCCGCCUGGACUUUCCUCGCACCCUGGCUUCCCUGCUCCCAGUGGUACUCACCUUUCUGGCGGUGUUUAUCCUCUCCCUGACGCGACUAUUCCCGUUCCUAACCAACUUCCCCUCCUCCUCCUCCUCCUCGUCCUCUCCCACCAGCAGCAGCAGCAUCACAAUCUCCGACGGCGAAGACCACUACCUCCCGCCGACGGCGCCUCCGAGCCUAGUGCAGGCCCAUGCGGCGCACGCGGCGAGAUCUCCCAGGAGACGGCUCGCGGCGGUGGUCUUUGCCGCGACGUUGGCGCUGGCCGCCGUGCUGGCCGAGCUGAUCCUCGCGUCCGAGAUGAUGCUCCUCGAGCAACCGCCGUCGCCCGUGCUAGCGCUGGCGCUGCGCGCGACCGUGCCGACGCUGCUGGUUCUUCUGGUUGGGGUGGUCCCCCUGAUCGAGCUGCAGAGCGUGUUGGCGGCUCGGGGGUGGCGGUUCGCGCGGGACGGGAAGGGCAGGGUUCCACGGACCGCGUGGGGAUUGUUGCUGCUUGUGUUUGCGGGGUGGUUGGUGGUUUUCUUUUGGGGUGUGGGCAGGGCUGUGCCGCAGGUUUCGCAUUCUUACUCGGCGACCUCUUCUUCUUCCUCUACGACGAGGACAUGGGGGCUUGGUGGUGGUAGUGGUAGUGCGGAGAAGGACUUGUCUACUUGGGCCGGCAAGGCGGCGGCUGGCCAGAUCCCCGGCACUGGGUUUGAUAGCACAGGGGUGGCCAUUGGGAGGGUUGGACUGGGAGGAGGGAAGUUUAACGGGAGCGGCGGGGGAGGCGGGUUGACGAGGGCAUGCUUGGAGAGGAUUGGCGUGAUUGGGAUCUCGCUGAUGGGGUUGCUGUCAGGCUUUGCGAGCGUGUCGAGCCCCUGGCAUACGUUUGUGGAUGAUCGGGCGUAUGGCAAGCGGCCCAUCACGGAUGCGGAUAUUGCCAGGAAACAGGCCGGGUUGGACGCGACGAGUGAGCUGUUGCUCACGAAGCGACACCGGUUAAGAUCGCUACAGAGGAAGGCGCAGGCGGUAGCGGAAGGGAUAGGAGGUGGGCAACCCCAUGGGACAGCGGCAGGUGCGUCAGGCGGGCUGGUUGGCAAGGUUAUCGGCUCUCUCAGGAGCAUGGCCGGCACCGGCGAGGCUGCCGAGAUCAAAGCGCUCCAGGUCGAAAUCUCUGGCCUCGAGACGAUGGAGUCCAACCUCGCCGCCUCCCUAUCCCUGCUCAAGUCCCGGCAAGCCGCCCAUGCAAAGGAUGGCACGGCUCUGGGACGGCUCUUUGCCAUUCCGCGCUACGCCUUCGCAUGUUACUGCGUCUACCGCGUCCUUGCCACCACAUUGACCACCCUCCGGCGGACGUACUAUCCCUCGGCGUCGUUCUCCUCGUCGGACCCCAUCAGCCGCUUCCUGGGGCUGCUCGCCAAGCACUGGGAUCCCAAGCUGGACCAGCUCGCGUGGGCCCGCCAGAUCUCGUUCCUGCUGUCCGGCGUAAUCCUUGCGGCGAGCGCAAACUCGGUCUUGCAGACCUUCCGUCUCUUUGCGAAAUGGGCGCCGGGCCUACUCCACCAGGCGCAGGCGAACCUGGCCCUGCUGAUCGGGCAGAUCACGGCUACGUACGUUAUCAGUGCUGCCCUGCUGCUGAGGAACAGCUUGCCCCGGGAAGUCGGCCGGUCGGUUGGAGAUGCCCUCGAGAGCGCGCUAGAACCGGUCUUCGUGGACCGCUGGUUUGAGGGCUGGUUUCUGCUUGCUAGUGUUGCGACGGCUGCGGGCAUAUGGAUAGGGAGGAAGCUCAGCGGCGGGUUUGGGGGUGACUGGGACGAGUGGGAUGAGUUUGGCGGUGAAGAAUUAGGGCAGAAGCGGUCUUGAAUUUUGAGCGCUCUGUUAUGUGUAUAUUGAUUUCCAGUUCUACGAUGCCCGUGCUAAAUGCUUGCGUGUAGAGCCCGUGGUACAACUUAUAGAAGGGAAUUGGGUCCGCCUGAC
This is a messenger RNA of Canariomyces notabilis, 2390 nucleotides long. RefSeq lists its product as uncharacterized. The record is from RefSeq and is a predicted model, not a curated record. Gene Ontology annotation, cellular component: membrane. Bases 324 to 2276 code for a protein of 650 amino acids. The transcript has a single exon. NCBI's taxonomy places the organism in Eukaryota, Fungi, Ascomycota, Sordariomycetes, Sordariales, Chaetomiaceae.